UCUCUCGCACUCACGUGAUAAGGAAGAAGCAACCAGUUAGCAACCUGUCUGCACGCAUGUAGUCUAACCUGCUGCAUUCUUUUUGCCUGUGAGUUUUGUUUGUGACCAUGUCUUUUGCUAGAAAAUGUUCUAAACUGUUAGCGUUCUGUGCAGUCAUUGUCGUGGUUGUGCUGCUACUGCGGUACUGGAUGGCCUCAAAGACGUACGUUUUUAGUAACGAAGAGGUCGCUAUGUUGGCCAAGCAGUAUGCAGGGCAGGACCAUGAGCAAGCUUUCGCCAAAGUGGUGGUGGAACUCAGAAAGAGGUAUCCGGGUCACAUCCUACCAGAUGAGGACUUGCAGUGGGUGUUUGUGAAUGCUGGAGGCUGGAUGGGCUCCAUGUGUCUCCUCCAUGCCUCCUUCACAGAGUACUUGUUGCUGUUUGGUACUGCAGUGGACACUGGAGGACACUCAGGUCGAUACUGGGCGGAGAUCUCCGACACCAUCAUCUCAGGUACUUUCAGGCAGUGGAAGGAGGGGACCACCAAGAGUGAAAUGUACUAUCCAGGCGACACUAUUGUUCAUGAAGUGGGUGAAGCCACGUCGGUCCAGUGGAGCGCUGGGACGUGGAUGGUGGAGUACGGCCGAGGCUUCAUCCCCUCCACCCUUGGCUUUGCUCUGGCAGACACCCUUUUCAGCACCCAGGACUUUGUCACCAUGUACUACACCGUCUGUGUCUACCUCAAGGCUCUGAUGCUGGAGGCCGGCACGCUACUUACAGAGGCCGGAAUCUUCUAAGCAACGGAAGAUGAUCACAUACUUCCAGAUUGACUUGGGACAUCAAAACGCUGUCCGCAGUUUAAAUCUGUUAUGAGGAGCGGGAGUUUUUAUGCAGAAAGUUCUCGGGAGCAAAACUGUAACAUGUAAUUUAUGACAAUCCAGUUUACAGUUAUUCUUUUUAAAAUCCUGUUGAAUAUAUAAAUGAAUUUCACAAACACAGUUACACUACAUCAGAUCUUGGAAAUCUGCAAAACGGUUGACACCCCACGCUAAAUAAUUCCCUGUGACAGGUCAGACUGCUCAAGUGUAGCAGUUAUCUAGACGUCUGGUUUAUUGAUUUUGAGGCCUUACAGUUUCUGAUGCCAAAUUUUAAAUUAUUUAUAAUUCAUUGUCCAAAAACAUCCUGAAAUCCACAAAUACAAAAUAUACUGAUAUUUAGAUGUGGUAUGAUAACCUUGAGAAACAGAAUUGUGAUUAUUUUCACAGAAACAAAGUUCUUAACACGAUUGACACAAUAAAACAGGAAAACAACAAAUAAUCAUAUUGCUGCUAAGAUACCAGUAGUAAUCUUGUCGUCUACAGUACAACAUUUUCUCACAUAGACUUGAACAAAAGCACACAUUACUUUUAUAAUUCAAGAACCAGUUGGGCAAAAUUUUGUCACGCUGAUCUUCCUGGAAUUGUCGAGCUUAUCCAGCUGAUAUUUGCUAGGGUAUCCAGCUUUAGUUUCUACACUAUGACUGUCUGCUUUUCAUGAUCAUAAAUAUUUCGAAAUUCUUCAACUUGUAUUUUUUUGAAAGUGCAGGGAAAAGCUGACAUUCUUUCAGCCAUCUGAUCAUCUGUGUGCAGUAACGGGUGGGAGAUGUGGAGGACUGCUUUUCCCCAUGUGUCAAAAGACGGGUGGGGAGAAAAUCCUGAUCGCUCUGGAAGUUUUACAUUAAAGGACCAUUAAACUGCAGGAAUGGUAACAUAUCAAUUUUAGCUGAUUUCAAAACAUUUAUCUUUAGAAACUUCAAUGUACCAUGAUACCAGUGACCAGCCCACAUAAAUACAUAUAAAUGUCUUGUUUCUAUGCACAUUGAUGCUCUAGAAGGAGGAUCAUAGCAACAAUAACCCACACAAACCAGCACCAGGGACUGAAGAAACAUGUUUUCUCUUACUGCGAGCAAUUUUUUAUCAGACUUGAUUCUUUCAUUUGUAUCCGGCCUUCUUGAAAAUAUUUAAAAGCUGGCAGUAUAUUGUAACUAUUUUUGUUCAGACUUUUUGCAAAAUAACAAUGCAAUUUCCUUCCACACUACAUUUAUUUUUAUGUACAAUGGUUAAAAUGUUUAUUUUUGUCUUCAACAGAAAAGUUCCGUUUUCUAUGUCCCCUCAUGUUCUUGAAGUCUGUCAAAUAGUUCAUCUGACAAUUUUUAGUUAUAGAAACUAUUUGAAAUAUGUGCAGGUCAUAUCUGUCCCAGCAAACUUUGCACUGUAAUCCUGUGCUCUUACUGUUUAAUUUUUCUACUGAAUGUUUUCAAAAAAACAUGUAAAACCUUUCGGAGUGUAACAUACUGAAGACAAUAAGAUGAAAUUACAAGGCUCAAGUGUUAUUUUGCAUCACAUCUUUAAAAAAAAUAAACUUGUGCUGUCUUAAUGUUGA
This is a messenger RNA of Xiphophorus hellerii (green swordtail), 2400 nucleotides long. RefSeq names its product sigma non-opioid intracellular receptor 1 (gene sigmar1). NCBI's taxonomy places the organism in Eukaryota, Metazoa, Chordata, Actinopteri, Cyprinodontiformes, Poeciliidae. Gene Ontology annotation, cellular component: endoplasmic reticulum. The record is from RefSeq and is a predicted model, not a curated record. The transcript has 5 exons. The coding region runs from base 108 to 776 and encodes 222 amino acids.